AUGGCUCAAUUCACUCUCUACUCUCACAAGGGACCCGGACCCAACCCUCUCAAGGUGGCCAUCCUGCUCGAAAAGUUGGGUCUCAGCUACAAUGUAGUUCCACUCAUCUUUGGUCCCGGCGACGGCCAGAACGAAGGGGUCAAGGGAGAGAAAUUCUUGAAAGUGAACCCCAACGGAAGAGUGCCCGCAUUGGUGGACCAUCAAAACAGCGACUUCACCAUUUGGGAAAGCGGAGCGAUCUUGCUCUAUCUGAUCGACAAGUACGGUCAAGAUGGAUCGUUUGGCGGAAAGACGCCAGAGGAGAGGGCUGUGGUCAACCAGUGGUUCGCGCUCCAGCUCAGCACUUUUGGUCCUCAGCAAGGACAGGUGAGUUUGUCAACACUCGCAUGUCCGAGGUCGCUCGUGUCUGACAAAUAUCGCUCGCUAUCACUCUACUUCAGGUCAACUAUGCCUACCACUGUGAGUCCACGGGUCCACAUGCAUGCCCUACUGAAGCGAUCCCGAUCUCACCCGCUCUUCUCCUUUCUUCGCCCCAUCAGACUGGGAGGCAACGUACGGUGAAAAGCCUCAAAAGUCGGUCUUUACUCGCUUCGAAGGCGAAGUGGCACGACUGUACACUCUGCUCAACGAUCAAUUGGAAGCUCAGUCUAAGCGCGGAAGCUCCUUUGUCGCUCUCGAGAGGCCAACAGUCGCCGACAUCGCCUUUUACCCUUGGGUAAACAUUGCCGGGUUUGGAAAGAUCGACCUUGCCCCUUACCCUGCUGUCGGCAAGUGGCACGCCGCUCUCGCCGCCGAUGCCGACGUCAAGAAGGCUCAGGCUGCUCUUUCCUGA
Messenger RNA from Ceraceosorus bombacis, 832 nucleotides. The record is from the annotation of a GenBank genome assembly. Lineage: Eukaryota; Fungi; Basidiomycota; Exobasidiomycetes; Ceraceosorales; Ceraceosoraceae.